AUGAUGUGGAAAGUCAGCAGAUGUGUUUUAGUUUCCUUGAUAAUAGUUGGAUCGAAUGUGACAGAAUGUAGGAGAACUAGUAGUGGUGGAAAUAGACCAUCUUACCGUCCUUCUCCAUCAUAUCACCCCUCACCAUCUCACCCUUCUCCAUCUCGCCCUUCGCCAUCUCACCCCUCACCAUCUCACCCUUCGCCAUCACACCCUUCGCCAUCAGGUCCCGCACCGUCUAACCCGUCACCUCCUGUUUAUCGGCCUCCUGGGUACCCUGGUUCUGGCACCGAUCCAGCAGGAAGACCAAUUGGUUGGCAGCCUCCAGGUUCUCAAGGUUCUGGACCAUUAGGACCGCCCAAAUCUGGUGAUCCCUUUGGCAGUGUGAAAUCAGGGAAUGCGUAUGAUGGAGGACCUGGAAAUGUUCGACCUAUAGGCUUUCAACCUCCAGGAGGUCUUUCGCCAGGCCAACCAGUAGGACCACCCAAAAAUGUUGGACAACUGGGCAACAGUCAAGGAGCCCAUUAUGGUCAGAACCCACCAGCAUACAACCCCAGUGUCAACCCAGCGGGAUACGGCCAACCUCCAGCAUACAAUCCCGCAGGCUACGGCCAUCCUCCUGCCUACAGUCCAGCUGGCUAUGGAAAUGCCCCUCCAUCAUACAACCCAGGUUACGGCCAUGCCCCUCCAGCAUACAACCCAGGUUACGGCCAUGCCCCUCCAGCAUACCAUCCAGGAGGCGGUGGAAUCACCAUCAUCAACAACAAUAAUCAUCACUAUGGCGGGUACCCUGCUCCCAGUUACCAUUACACCACCCACGAUACAGGUAGUGGCACUCUAGGAUUCUUUCUGGGAUACUCUUUGGCGCGCCUCAGUACCCCGAGCUACCACUUCAACAACUAUGACUAUGGCGGCGGCUAUUAUCCAAGAUACGACCAUUACGAAGUACACCAUUACUACCACAACAACCAGAACGUGCCCAAACAAGCGGAAAUCCAGCCCAACGCCGUGGUUGUUUGUGUUGGUGACAGCGGUUCUUUCUGUCCUUCCAAUACAAUUUCUCUGUGUACCAAUAAUGGUGCCGUUAUGUGCGUUGCCAAGGCUGCAUCGACGGUACCAUGUACCAAUGAGAAACAAACUAAUUGUGUGCAAAGCACGGUACCAUGUUUGAAUAACUCUGCACCCGAAUGCAAGCAAUCUUCACAAAAUGUCACUACGAUUAGCUUACCUUGCAUUUCAACAGCUACCAUCUACGGGAAUGUAACGUUUGUUAACAAUACAUUGGUUAUUGCAAAUACUUCAGCAGUUAACAGCACAAGCUACUUGAAUAGUACGACUACUCCUCCUAGUAUCAAUACUUCAGUUCUUGAGACAAAUUCUACAAUUCUGAACAAUAGUUCGACCACUCCCAGUUCAGUUACUACAACUCCUAGCUCAAUCAAUGCAACAGAAACAGGAAACGUUACGGAUGUGAAUAAGGGUCCUCCUCAGACAUUUUGUGUUACUAUUCUAGCUUUACCUGCUGAGAAAAAGGCGACACAAGGUGAAAAGUUAUUUCAAGUAUCGAAUGAAAUAUUUGGACAGUUCGCUGCGAAGGCAUUAGGAGUUAUAUAA
This is a messenger RNA of Phaedon cochleariae (mustard beetle), 1602 nucleotides long. The record is from the annotation of a GenBank genome assembly. Lineage: Eukaryota; Metazoa; Arthropoda; Insecta; Coleoptera; Chrysomelidae.